AUGGCGCAGCUUCCCAUAGGAAGCUCCGACGUGAGCAGAAUCGAGGCUCCGAUCUCGUUUCGAGCCUAUCUGAUUUGUGGUUUCGCAUGCUUUGGUGGUAUGCUUUUUGGAUAUGACUCUGGAUAUAUUAGUGGUGUCGAGGGUAUGGCCUAUGUCAAGGAGCAUUUCGGCCACGCUGUGUCCACCGACAUCGACUCGACUGGCUAUGUGCUCGCGAGUUGGCAGAAAUCCCUGAUUACUUCGAUCCUGUCCGCAGGAACCUUCUUUGGAGCCUUGAUUGGUGGUGAGGCUGCGGAGCGUAUCGGUCGUCGUCUCACUAUUAUGAUUUCUUGCUUCAUCUUUGCAUGCGGUGUCGCUGGACAGGUUGCCUCACACAAUGUUACUGGCCUGGUUAUCGGUCGUCUCAUCGCUGGUUUUGGUGUGGGAGGUGUAUCUGCCACCGUGGUUCUAUAUGUGUCUGAGAUCAGUCCCAAGAAGAUUCGUGGUACGCUGGUGUCAAUCUAUCAAUUCGCCGUUACCAUUGGUCUUCUCUCAGCAUCUGGCGCAACCCAAGGAACUUCGAACAGGGAAGAUGCCGGUUCUUACCGUAUCCCAAUCGCCAUCCAGUUGGUUUGGGCCGGUAUCCUUGCUCUCGGCUUGUUCUUCCUCCCCGAGUCUCCGCGAUACCUCGUCAAAGUUGGAAAGCUGGAACAAGCCUCGGCCUCUCUGGCAAGCGUUCGUGGCCAGGCAGCCGAUACUCCGUUGAUCCAGGCUGAGCUGGCUGAGAUCAAGGCAAACUAUGAGUAUGAAUCUCAACUGACUAGCACCUCAUGGGUCGAUUGCUUCAAGGGUGGCUUCAGCAGUCCCAGCGGUAACCUCCGCCGUGUCUUUGUUGGUGUCUUCGCGCAGAUGUUCCAGCAGUGGACCGGUGUGAACUUUAUCUUCUAUUAUGGAACCACCUUCUUCCAAUCCGUCGGCAUGACGAACUCGUUCCUCAUGUCCACAAUCAUGAACAUCGUCAAUGUUGCCUGCACACCCGUUUCCUUCUGGACAAUUGAGCGAUUUGGCCGACGUACCCUGUUGCUGUAUGGUGCGGUGGUGAUGUGUGUGUGCGAAUUCAUUGUUGCCAUUGUUGGUACCGCCGAUCCUGGAUCUAAGGCAGCCAACAUGUGUCUGAUCGUGUUCACUUGCUGCUACAUCGCUGCAUUUGCUUCGACUUGGGGUCCGGCCUGCUGGGUGUUGGUUGGAGAGAUCUUCCCUCUACCCAUCCGUGCCAAAGGCGUCGCUCUAUCGACUGCUUCUAACUGGCUCUGGAAUUGCAUUAUCGCCAUAAUUACACCAUACAUGGUUGAUACUGAUAAGGGUAACCUUGGGGUAAAGGUCUUCUUUGUCUGGGGUGGAUGCCUGAUCUUCUGCUUCCUCUUUGCCUUUCUAUGCGUCUCGGAGACCAAGGGUCUUUCGUUGGAGCAGAUUGAUCGUAUGCUGGAAGAGACUUCCCCUCGAACUUCCGCUGCUUGGAAGCCCCAUGAUACCUUUGCCAACGAUAUGGGAUUGACUAAGGGUGGCGAGACUGUGGAAGAGGCGGAGAAGGUUUAA
Messenger RNA from Penicillium macrosclerotiorum, 1575 nucleotides. Its product is annotated as sugar porter family MFS transporter. Gene Ontology annotation, molecular function: carbohydrate:proton symporter activity. Gene Ontology annotation, cellular component: membrane. The transcript has 3 exons. The record is from RefSeq and is a predicted model, not a curated record. Lineage: Eukaryota; Fungi; Ascomycota; Eurotiomycetes; Eurotiales; Aspergillaceae. Gene Ontology annotation, biological process: carbohydrate transport; transmembrane transport. The coding region runs from base 1 to 1575 and encodes 524 amino acids.